This is a messenger RNA of Saprolegnia diclina VS20, 1046 nucleotides long. RefSeq lists its product as hypothetical. The transcript has a single exon. The record is from RefSeq and is a predicted model, not a curated record. NCBI's taxonomy places the organism in Eukaryota, Oomycota, Saprolegniomycetes, Saprolegniales, Saprolegniaceae. Bases 14 to 997 code for a protein of 327 amino acids. Gene Ontology annotation, molecular function: delta(3,5)-delta(2,4)-dienoyl-CoA isomerase activity.
CGGACAUCCGGAUAUGACCAACUCUGAUCGUUGGGUCGCGCUUCACAGCUUGGCGAUGCCGCCGUCGACACCGAUGCACCGCCUCGCGCUCCUGCGCGAGUGGCUUCAGCCGGUGACAUCAUCGCCCAAGCUCCACGAGCUCACGUUUGAGACGCUAGCGAUCACAUCAUCGCUUCAUGAUGGCCCAAGCACCAGUGGCAACGCCGGUGUCCAAAACGGAGUUCUGUACGUCCGGCUGCACCGCCCCACAAAGCUCAACGCGUUCGACAUGCAAAUGUGGCACGAGCUCGAGAUGCUGUUUGCGGCCAUCGAGCACACGCCCGAGGUGCGUGCGGUUGUCGUCCGCGGCGAGGGCCGGGGCUUCUCAUCGGGCAUGGACCUCGGCGUCUUUGCUGCCAUGCAAGAGCUCAUGACGUCGUUUGACUGCGACGGCCGGAAGCGCGAGGCGCUUCUCCGCAUCGUUGAUCGCUUCCAGCGCAUCAUCUCGGCGCCCGAGCGCUGCCGCGUGCCUGUCAUUGCCGCCGUCCAUGGUAGCUGCAUCGGCGGAGCCGUCGACUUUGUUACGGCCUGCGACAUUCGCCUCUGCGAUGCGAGCGCCGAGUUUAGCGUCAAGGAGGUCGACCUUGCGAUCGUGGCCGACGUCGGUACGCUCCAGCGACUGCCCAAACUUGUCGGCGAGCAGCGGGCCAAGGAGCUUGCGUACACGGGCCGAGCUUUCUGUGGUGUCGAGGCCGAGUCCAUGGGCCUCGUUCUCAAGAGCUACGCAGAUUCGACUCUACUCUUUGAACACGCGACGGUGCUUGCAGCGACGAUCGCAAGCAAGAGUCCACUCACAGUCCGAGGUGUCAAAACUGCGAUUCAGUACCAGCGCGACCACUCGACCCAAGACGCGCUCGACCAAGUUCGGCUGUGGAACGCCGCGAUGCUUCAUAGCGCCGACUUGACCGAGGCCAUGACGGCCAUCGCCAUGCGCAAAUCGCCAACGUACCAAGACUAAUUUUUGGCUAAACAUUGGACAAUAAGAAGGCCUUGUGAACGAGUGGGUG